Molecule: messenger RNA, 954 nt
Organism: Wickerhamiella sorbophila
Lineage: Eukaryota; Fungi; Ascomycota; Dipodascomycetes; Dipodascales; Trichomonascaceae
Product: Mitochondrial nicotinamide adenine dinucleotide transporter 1
Exons: 1
Coding region: 1-954 (317 amino acids)
Biological process (GO): NAD transmembrane transport
Molecular function (GO): NAD transmembrane transporter activity
Source: RefSeq, a predicted model, not a curated record
AUGGAUAGAGAGCCACCAAAGGACUUGGCGGUGAUCCCUAGCCAGCUGCCGAUAGUAUCGGUGCCUGCGACCAAGCCGAUAGAGUUGAGCAACGACUCGAUUAAUGCAUUAGCUGGCGCUACAGCGGGGCUUGUUGCCGGCGUGGCGGUGUGCCCAUUAGACGUUGCCAAAACCAAACUGCAGAUCCAGGGCUCGUUCAAACUAGCAGAAGAUCGGUCGAGAUACCGGGGUAUUGUCGGCACAAUUCGCACAAUUGUCACAGAGGACGGCUUUAGAGGGCUCUAUCGCGGGCUGACUCCCAUGGUUGUAGGAUACCUGCCGACGUGGGCGAUCUAUUUCUUUGUUUAUGGCAAAAUACAAAAGCCGGGGAAAGACUACGCUGUUACGCACACUAUGCUGAGUGCUGUAGUUGCGGGCGCGAGCUCGACCCUGUGCACGAACCCGAUCUGGGUGAUCAAGACCAGACUCAUGGCCCAGGGACAACAUACCGCAUGGCAGUACAAGGGAAUUUUCGAUGCUGCCCGUCAGAUUUUUCAAAAAGAGGGCCCCCUGGCCUUCUACUCCGGUCUGGGGUCGGCUCUGCUGGGACUACCGCACGUUGCAAUCCAAUUCCCGACAUACGAGUAUCUGAAACGAAAGCUAUACUCUCCGUCGGCGCCCGACUGGUUUCAAAUUGUCACCUACCUCGGUUCGAGCGUUUUAUCCAAAAUCAUUGCAUCUUCUAUCACUUAUCCCCACGAGGUCGUGCGGUCCCGCCAGCAAAUCUCGGGAGCUCUAGGCGACCAACGCUACAGCACUAUAUUGAAAACGGUGGUUGCUCUUUACCGCAACGAGGGCUGGCGUGGAUUUUAUGCCGGGCUCGGCACCAACAUCUGUAGAGCAGUGCCCGCCAGCGCAGUGACCCUAAUGACCUACGAAACAGUUUCGCACUUUUUGCGCAAACGGUAUUUAUGA